ACGAUGUGUUUAUUUUAGCAGGAAAUCGAACGACAUUCCCGUCGAGCGUAGAUUCUUAUUUAAAUUGUUGAUCGAUAAUCAACACUAAAAAAAUACAAGACAAUCCUGACUGCACUUGAUUUUUUUUCUUAGCUAAUAUGUCUUCUGAAUUUUAUUAUUUCUAUUUGCAGGAUUAAUCGUAAACAGCUUUUAAUCCGGAGUCCGGCUGCGUCAAAGAACUGUUUUGACGCGGUCAAUUGACGCUUGUAUGUUUUGUAUGCUGCUACUGCACGGCUCCCACGGUUUUGCCGGAUCCACAAAUUGCAAAUAGUACAUGGAGGCAAAAUAGCGCAGAUGAGGCGGCUUAUGCUCGGGACGCACACUGUGAAAUAGCUGAAAGCAUAGUAAAGUGUAAUUUUGCAUCGAGAGACGCCUCUCUGCAGGCUCUCCGUUUCUCUUGCAGCGUUGAAUUGCUAUUGUGUAUAUCACCAGAGCCAAAACAGUGUGUGUAUCUUACUGCUAUAUACUAUAGUAUAAGCGACACCGCUUAAAGCUAUUCAACUAGGCCGUGCAAAGACAUUUCACACGCAACUUAAUAAAACGCCGAGGUGGAAAAAAAAGGAAAGGAAGAACAUUGCAAAAUACGUCAACCGCAUAUAUUAGCACUGCGUCGUGCAGGUUCGUCGUCGUUUCAUUACGACACGCGCAAAACUUGUGCAUAAUAAACCAUCAUCAUGAGUAACAUGUCACCCUUCGGCGGCGGCAAGCAUCCGCCUUGGGCCCGAAACGCAGGUCAAGGAAUUCAAAAUAUUCCUCAACAAAUGUUGGGUCAAGCAAUGAAUCAAGCUAUGGGUGGUCAACCAAUGGUUCAAUACCAACCACCAAAUCAACAAGUAUAUCAGCAGAGCCUUAAUUUGCAACAACAAAAUAUUAACAUGGCAUCAAUGGCUCAGUUAAAUGCCAAUAUGUCAUCUGGGCUAGGUGGACAAUUAUAUCCUCAAGUAGCUACAGUUUCUUAUCCUACUCCAAGAACAAUAAACACCAAUGCUUUUCCGCAAUCAGUAGCUGGUGUAGCAGCAGCGGCACAACAAGUUCAACAACAAAAUGUGCCUCCUUCAUCAACCAAACAAAGAGUAUUUACUGGAACAGUCACAAAAGUACAUGAAAACUUUGGUUUUGUUGACGAGGAUGUAUUUUUUCAAACAAGUGCUUGUGUCAAGGGAUCAAAUCCAGCUGUUGGUGAUAGAGUACUUGUAGAAGCAUCUUUUAGUCAUAACAUGACUUUUAAAUGGAACGCAACAAGGAUACAAGUACUCCCAAUGGGUAACAACACCAGCAGUGCUAAUUCACAGACAACGGCAACAGCUGCUCGACAAAGUCAACCUGUAAGAUCAACAGGAGCAUAUAGUGCAGUACCUCCUCCAUCAGAUUCUUCUAAUAGUAGAUUUAGUACAAGUAAUUCCACUAGCUCUUCCGUGAACAAUCGAAAUAAGCAGUCACGAGUUAGAGAACGAUCACCUCGCGAUCGAAGAAAUGAUGACGAUGAAAUUGAACGUAAACGUCGUAGAGAAGAUCGGAUAAGAGAAAGAGAGAAGAAAGAGGAACGUAGCCCAUCCAGAUCAAGAAGAAGCAAAUCCCCAAGACCUCGACGUAGAACAAGAGUGGUACCUCGUUACAUGGUGCAGAUACCAAAGAUAUCUUUAGAUUUGCCUGAAGCGGACGUUUUAGAGAUUAAAAGGCGUUACCAAAAUAUGUACAUUCCCAGUGAUUUUUUUUCCACCAACUUUCGAUGGGUAGAUGCUUUUCCACCUCACAUGCCAUUUACUCUUAACAAGCCCUGCUCCUUUCAUGUUAUGCACAAGGAUAUUGAUCCACCAAUUGAAAAUACAUCUAUACUAGAACCCCCUGAUGCAGAUUACUUGUUUUCUGCCAAAGUUUUACUUAUUUCUAUGCCACAAAUGGAAGAAAUCUACAAACGAUGUUGCGGCGUUACAGAGGAUCGAGACAGCGACCGUGAUUACAUUCACCCUACACGUUUGAUCAAUUUUUUAGUGGGCUUACGAGGCAAAAACGAAACAAUGGCAAUCGGUGGUCCUUGGAGCCCUUCACUUGAUGGUCCAAAUCCAGACAAAGAUCCGUCCGUACUCAUAAAAACAGCCAUCAGAACUUGCAAAGCUUUAACUGGAAUUGAUUUAUCUAAUUGCACACAAUGGUACCGCUUCCUGGAGCUCUACUACAGAAGGUCCGAGAGCAGCCAUCACAAGUCCGGCAAGCCACUACCUUCUCGCGUUGAAACUGUCAUACUCUUUCUCCCAGACGUUUGGCGCUGCGUUCCCACUCGAUUGGAAUGGGAUUCAUUAAACGGUAGCUACAGAAGACAACUCGAGCGCAAAUUAAGCCGUGGAAGUGAACCUUCUACUACUCCUACUUCUACUACCAUCGCUGCUGUCGAGCAACAACAACAACAGCAGCAGCAGCAGCAAGAUGCAACGUCUACAACGAGCGAGAACAAUGUCGAGAACGAGACUUCAUUGGUGGCAGUCGCACCGGCAGCCGAGCAAAAGGAAGAGAUAUCCGGAGAUCAAAAAGAACCAACACAUUAUUCUCAACUGGAUCCUAAAAAUAUGAUUGUAAAUGAACUGCGAUCGGAAUUGGCCGCUAGAAAUCUAAACUCUAAGGGAUUGAAAUCUCAACUUCAAGCAAAACUGACAAAAGCUUUGAAAUCCGAGAAAGCUAAAGAAGAAGGAAAAGAGGAAUCUGAUGAGAAUGAUCAAGAAUGUCCACCAUCUCCUGCCGAUGACGGUGUCGAUGAAAAAGAAAACGAGAAGGAGUUGGAGAAAGAGAUAGAAAAGGAAAAAGAAAAUGAAAAAGAAAUGGAAAAAGAAAAAGAGAAGGAAAAAGAAAAAGAGUAUGACGAAGAUAAAAAAAAAUCAUACGAACGAGAAAAAGCUUUACUGGAAAAACGAUUCAAUUUGCCUGAAGCUCCACACAUAGUUGUUCAUCCUUCGAAAACGGCAAAAAGCGGGAAAUUCGACUGCACUGUUAUGUCUCUAAGCGUAUUACUAGAUUAUAGACCAGAAGAUACAAAGGAACACUCUUUUGAAGUUUCCUUAUUCGCAGAACUUUUUAACGAAAUGUUGAUGCGUGAUUUUGGUUUUCGUAUUUACCGAUCACUAUUUUCUCUACCUGAAAAACCAAAAGAAAAAGAAGAAGAAAAGAAAAAAGAUAAAAAAGAUGACAAAAAAAAAGAGGAUGAUAGGAAGUCAUCUAAAAAAGAUGAUAAAAAAGACGAGAAGAAAGCCGAUAGUUGUAAAGAUAAAAGAGAUGAUAAAGAUACCAAAAGUAAAAAUGACGAUAAAGAUAAGGAUAAAAACGACGAAGAAGAUGAUGACGAUGAUGAUGAUUCAGAUGAUGACGAUUCGGUAAGGGAUGGAAGACGAGAUAAAGAUAAGGAUGGCAAAAAAAAGCGGGUCAAAUUAUACACUCAUGAUCCCUACCUACUUUUGUCAUUUGUCUACUUUGAUCAGACUCAUUGUGGUUACAUUUUUGAUAAAGAUAUUGAAGAGUUAAUAUACACCCUAGGUCUAAAUUUAUCCCGCGCACAAGUUCGGAAACUAGUCCAAAAAGUUGUCACAAGAGAUUCAUUACACUAUCGUAAAUUAACUGAUAAAGUUAAGGACGAUGAUACCAAGGAUGUGAAGAAAGAUGAUAUUGAUAAUGGUGAUACCAUUUCCAAAAUAGAUAACGAGGAGGAAACGCUUAAGUCUUUGGCUUUAGGCAACAAAAAAUUACUACCAGUAUUUAUCGGAAGCGGGCCACCAUCAAAACGUGCACGAGGAGAGGCUGGCACAGAUGACGUAGAGAUGGAAUCUGUACCGGACGGUUUUAUCAUGUUUAAAGGUUCUUUAAUCGAUGUCGAAAAAUUGAUUAACCAACUUAAAAGAUCGGAGAGUGCUAGAGUAGAAACAGAGAAAAAAAUGGUGGAAAUACAACAUGAAUUAACGACACUCAGUGAAAAGUCAUCGAAACAAAGCAGCAGUAUAAAAGAUCUAUCCGAGGACUUGAAAAUGUAUAAAGAUAGAUUGAGAGGAUCAGACGAUAAAGUUAAAAAAAUAUCGACUGAAGCAUAUUCGUAUCAAACAGCUUUGAAAAAUAUUUGUCACAUUGCUGGAAAGUGUUUACAAGAUAAUAAGAAAGUGGAAAUAGUUGAAAUUAAAGACGAGAAAAAUAGCAAUGAGCUCAACGGAACUCCAAACGAAAAUAAAUCCAAAAGCGAUACUCGGUGGAGUGACAAUAAAGUUACUGUAAAACGAGAAAUCUUUGAUUGUGAGAAGGACAAAAAAUGUGACAAUAAAGCUCUCGGAAAGAAAGAGCUAAUAGACGAUGAUAAAGAUAAAAAAUGAAUUAUCAUUGUUAUUGAAUAAAUGAUGUUUAGCUUUUAAUUCGCGUUUUGUACCACUUUACGCAACUAAAGUCAUUUUUAUUCAAGUUACUUUCAUGGAGUCGAUGAAUGCAAUUUCAUCAAGAUUAAUUAAUCGUGACAAAAAAAUUAAAUCAAGGCUUUUGUUGCUAAUUGACAUUAUUUUUUAACAAUUAGAUUAAAUGAAUAAUGUAUUUUGACGAAAAAUGUUUUUAAAUGUCAUUUAUAAUUGAGUUAAUCGAUCAAUGUAUUUAUAUACAUUUUCAUUGUUUUAGUUUCCACUUUCGAGAAUACAGCUUAUUUUAAGCGUGUUUUUAAUGUUUCAAAUUAUUCUAGUUUUUUUAUAUAAAACUAAUUUACUUACCAAAUUUUACUAAAUACAAUGCGUUUACGAAUAAAACAACUUAUUUAAAUAGUA
Messenger RNA from Trichogramma pretiosum, 4817 nucleotides. RefSeq names its product cell division cycle and apoptosis regulator protein 1-like. The record is from RefSeq and is a predicted model, not a curated record. Gene Ontology annotation, biological process: regulation of DNA-templated transcription. Bases 714 to 4382 code for a protein of 1222 amino acids. Gene Ontology annotation, cellular component: nucleus. Lineage: Eukaryota; Metazoa; Arthropoda; Insecta; Hymenoptera; Trichogrammatidae. The transcript has 14 exons.